UUAUUUCAUGGUGUGUACCAAAACAUACAAAAAACGCACACAAACAUACCUAUGAUGUGUGACAAGUCUCUAUGGUCAGUUUCGUAACUGAAGUUUGGAUGAGAUCGGAGGAAUGUAAGUCUUGACUCGUGACCAGCCCGACCAGCUUGACUUGUCCCACGAGACCUGAUCCCUUUCUUACCAAGCCUCUCAAACGAGUAACACAUAGCCCAGGUGAAACGCAAGCGCAAGACCCUUUUUAGCAUAUUCUCCCAGCUACGGUCUCCACGCCUAACCCGUCCCAUAUCAUGUCCGAUUGGGAACUUCGACACGAGUUAAGCUUGGCAUGCCAUCAAGAUCUGCGGCAAAAGAUCCAGGAUCGAUCCCGCGCCGUGCCAUCCUCUCAUACCUAUCAAAGUCUAACGCGCGAAAUUGGUGCCUCUUUAGGCUCGUUCAUAAGUCAUGUCCAAGGCUUGGAGCGAGACUUGAACCGUGGCUCGGCCGUGACGCCGCGCGAGAUCAGUCGACGGCAAAAACUGGUGGAAGACCUUCAUCUCAAACACCGUCAAAUCAAGGCGCAGAUUGACGAUAUCGCUCAGCCCCGCGUCCAACAACGCUUUCAAUUACUACAGGCCCCUUUGCGAAGUGGGGCGGGCCUGGCGGACAUGGGCUCGGUGGCUUGGGCUCACGACGACGGGGAUGAAGAUGACACAGGGCUCUCAAGUCCGGAGCAGGUCAUGGCCUGCCAGGAUGAGGGUUUGGAUGCACUUCAUGAGGUGAUUGUUCGCCAAAAUACAUGGUCAAAGCAUAGGCACGGAGGUGGAGCCCAAAACCAUUUGCUGGAGGAUAUCGAUACCGGCAUGGACCAGACACGCCAGAGACUCCUCGAUACUACACGUCAGAUCACUCACGUGGAACGACGAGACCGGACUUGUCGAUACUGGGCAGUGAUUUUAGCCUUACUCGUGCCAAUUGUGAUACUCUUCCUCUUACCCGACCGAAAGUAAAAAUGCCCACAUUACGUUAUAUAUUUGUGCCACUAACAUUCAUACAUUUUAAAUACUAAUGUUUUGAGUCUCUAGAUGUAAA
This is a messenger RNA of Tigriopus californicus, 1068 nucleotides long. RefSeq lists its product as uncharacterized. Lineage: Eukaryota; Metazoa; Arthropoda; Copepoda; Harpacticoida; Harpacticidae. The record is from RefSeq and is a predicted model, not a curated record.